Molecule: messenger RNA, 219 nt
Organism: Thelazia callipaeda (thelaziosis nematode)
Lineage: Eukaryota; Metazoa; Nematoda; Chromadorea; Rhabditida; Thelaziidae
Source: the annotation of a GenBank genome assembly
AUGCGAGAGGUUAAUGUGAAACAGUGCAGUGUUUGCCCUCAGUUAGAGCCAUUUCAGGCGACGUUAAGGACAGCAGUGGAACAACAGUUAUCGCUUAUGAGUACUUCUCGACAUUACUGCCGCUCCUCCCACAACUACUACCAAUGCAUUUUUUCUACCAAGCGAUUUCACUGUCCGUAUGAGCAGAAAGAAUAUCCUGUGAAAAUAAUGACUGAAUAA